AUUGGGCCAUUUGUGGGGAUUUAGAGGCCCAUCUGUAUAGCAAAAAUUUAGCCCAAAUCGACGCAUAAAAAUAUAAUUAGGGUUUGAAAUUGCUGAAGCUGAACCACACAUCGCUCGUCACUUCCGCCGCAGCUCUCCUGCCGAAACAGAGAAAACAAGACAAGAAAUGGCUCGGAUCAAGGUGCACGAGCUUCGGCAGAAGAACAAGACGGAGCUGCUGGCGCAGCUGAAGGAUCUUAAGGCGGAGCUGGCGUUGCUGCGGGUGGCCAAAGUCACCGGCGGCGCACCCAACAAGCUCUCCAAAAUCAAGGUUGUAAGGUUGUCCAUCGCGCAGGUGCUCACCGUUAUCUCGCAGAAGCAGAAGUCCGCUCUGCGCGAAGCCUACAAAAACAAGAAGUAUUUGCCCCUCGAUCUCCGCCCCAAGAAGACGCGCGCCAUCCGCCGCCGCCUAACAAAGCACCAGGCUUCUUUGAAGACAGAAAAGCAGAAGAAGAAAGAAAUGUACUUCCCCUUGAGAAAGUACGCCAUCAAAGUCUAACUUUUUCCGCGGUAUUUAAACCCACCAUUGGAGUAUUAUCAAAAUUUAUGUGCAAUUGAAUUUCAAAUUUCUUUUUGGCAUUACUUCAAAGACCUCAUGGUGUGAAAACUAGAAGCUUGGGAUUAAUGGUGUGCUGUUUUGUACCCCUGCUACAAAUUUUGUUAUUGAGUAAUUCAUGUUCAUUUAUUUCCCAA
Molecule: messenger RNA, 732 nt
Organism: Salvia miltiorrhiza (redroot sage)
Lineage: Eukaryota; Viridiplantae; Streptophyta; Magnoliopsida; Lamiales; Lamiaceae
Product: 60S ribosomal protein L35-like
Exons: 3
Coding region: 167-538 (123 amino acids)
Biological process (GO): translation; maturation of LSU-rRNA from tricistronic rRNA transcript (SSU-rRNA, 5.8S rRNA, LSU-rRNA)
Cellular component (GO): cytosolic large ribosomal subunit; ribosome
Molecular function (GO): structural constituent of ribosome; mRNA binding
Source: RefSeq, a predicted model, not a curated record